UCUCCCCGGAAGGGUACCCCGAGCGCUGGACCCUUACACCCACGGACUGGGCGAUGGUGCUCAAGUCCGCGAGCAUGGCCGCCAAUACCAAGCCCCAUCCAGAGAGCGAUACCCAAGGGCCACCUCAGCUACUCUCCGCUGCUUCCGGUGCGGAAGUCUCGGCCACUUUCGCCGGGACUGCACCCGGCGGGUUUCAAACGACAAUUCGGGAAACGAGCAGUCUCGGCCCAGCCUCACGAGCAGCCCCGCCGGGGGCCUCCUGUGAUGAGCCCGAUGUUGCAGCACCUGGUGUGGCGCCCGCUCGAGCGCCCGAUGACGCUCCCGCUCCCGGAUUACGCGGCGACGCUCUCGCAGGCGCUCGCGGAGAUGCCCCAGGUCCCGGCGUGGCGCCCGCUCGAGCGCCCGAUGACGCUCCCGCUCACGGAUUAUGCGGUGACGCUCUCGGCGGCGCUCGCGGAGAUGCCUCCGGUAGUACCAGCGCCGGUGCUUUCCCCGAGGUUUCCCACGGAGCGGUUCUCGGUGGCGUCCUGGUCCCCGACGAGACAACUCCGGAGAACAGACGUGACGACAACGGCUGCUCGCAGGAAGUGGCAGCGGCGUGGCCGCCCGUCGUCCACCCACAUGCCAGAAAAAUGGCUGAUGCGACCACACCAGCGCGGCCUUCUGGAAAACCCGUAGACAAGUGUAUGGCCCGUGCGGUCCAACCGGAACCCCGUGCCCACUACCGAACGGUGACCUGGGCGGGUCUACGAGACGUGACAAUCCUCAGCAUUUCAUUGAUCAUGGGAAUCCUAGCGACCAUGGUAUCAUGGGCAUGCCACCUCGACGCAGCAACACCCAUUCCUUCCGACGCUCUCGGAGCCGCUCCCGAUCCCCCCUACGCCCCCAAUUCAACCCACGGGGCCACUCGCGCCGCGCCAGGCGACAUAACCGCCGUCAGCAACCGCCACGCACUGCCGAGGCUGCCACCUGGUGCGUGAUGGAGGCCGGUCGAAUGGUCACAUUCGCGUCCCGGAUGGCCUGGGAACACCAACCUCAAGUGCCACAAGGGACUGCACCAGAAGACGUUCCCCAUCCCUUCCGGCGACGGACACUGACGGAGCGCUGUGCUGCAGAUCUACCCGCCGCCUACGACGAGGAAGAAUAUGCCGACAUCUGUGAACUUUGCCGCGUCCCACUCAUUUCAUGCGAACAACAUCAUCAAGGAGCACUUCACCACGACCGAGAAGACCGCCAGCGGGCGCUGGUGCGAGCUGAAUCACGGGCCCUUACACCUGCCGACAUCGAGGCCGCCCUCCUUAUUGUUGGCCGUGCCUGCCCCGAACGCCUGCGCCGAACACUACCCUUACCACCAGAACUGGCGAACAUCAGACUCAGCGACGACGAAAUGUAACCAACUGAUUAGGAAACUCCCUGCCCCCCCCCCCCCCUGCCAAGAGGGGGAUGAUGUGGGGAUCGAAAAGAAGAAGAAUAAAGAUGCCUCGUGAGGCAGACCGAACUAGCUCGCGCUCAGGACGAGCGCGGGGUAGAACGGGCGUAGACACCAGUGAAGCGGCUGUCUUUU
This is a messenger RNA of Ixodes scapularis (black-legged tick), 1564 nucleotides long. RefSeq lists its product as uncharacterized. The coding region runs from base 54 to 980 and encodes 308 amino acids. The transcript has 3 exons. Lineage: Eukaryota; Metazoa; Arthropoda; Arachnida; Ixodida; Ixodidae. The record is from RefSeq and is a predicted model, not a curated record.